Molecule: messenger RNA, 717 nt
Organism: Spodoptera littoralis (African cotton leafworm)
Lineage: Eukaryota; Metazoa; Arthropoda; Insecta; Lepidoptera; Noctuidae
Source: the annotation of a GenBank genome assembly
AUGAGCAGCAGUGAUGAAUCCGACCAACAUUCUAGCGCAGAGGAGCAGGAUGAAGAAAGGACUGAAAUUAGAUCACAGCUUUCGACGUUAUCAUUUGAGGAAUUGCAAAAACUGAAAGAGAAAAUCGGUGCCAAAGUGUACAAAGAAGCAUUGUUCGGUAAGAAAAAAGAAAGUGAUGCUCCAAAAAUAUUUAAAAGAGAAAACAAGAAUAGACCACGUGAGAUGAGCUCUAAGAAACCUGUGCGCAUGCUGCAGGCUAUACCAACUGUCAAGAAGAAGGAAAUUCGUGAUCCAAGAUUUGACCCUCUCUGUGGUGAAUUUGACAAGAAACAAUUUGCAGAAGACUAUAAUUUUCUGUCCGAUAUUCGUAUAAAAGACAUCAAGGCUAUAAGAGCGGAAUUGAAAGAGACUACAGACCCUGAAAGACAAAUAAAGCUGCGGAGAUUACUACAGCGGUUGAAUGACCAACAUAAACAUACAAAGAAGAGUAAGAUGGAGAAAGAAGUAGUUGAGAAGAAUAGAGAACAUAUUGAACAAGAGUUUAGAGCUGGAAAACAGCCACACUUUAAGAAUAAAUCUGAACAACGUGUGGAAGCUUUGGUGAAGCAGUACGAGGAACUGAAGAAGGAAGGUUCUGGAAGAAUACAGCGCCAUCUCAAGCGGAGACAGCAGAAAGUUAAGAAACGAUCCUUCAAAGCACCAACUGGUGUCAGUUGA